Trichoderma atroviride IMI 206040 is the source of this 1086-nucleotide messenger RNA. RefSeq lists its product as uncharacterized. Lineage: Eukaryota; Fungi; Ascomycota; Sordariomycetes; Hypocreales; Hypocreaceae. The record is from RefSeq and is a predicted model, not a curated record.
AUGCCUCUCAUUAUGAACAUCGAAGACAUCGACAGCCUCGAUGGUCUAGCGCCACGGGCCUGCGAACUAUGUAGGCGAAAAGACAAAGUCUUCCGCUGCUCAGCGUGCCUGGCUGUAUACUAUUGUGGACGAGACUGCCAGGUCCAAGACCGUGAGGAUCACAAGAUUCCAUGCAAGUUGCUCAGGAAAGCACAUAAGCGCUACAGGGAAGAGGAGCAGAAGCUGCGUGAGUGGCAGGAAGAUCUCGACACACCGGAAAACGUCUUUGAAGAGCACGCUGGUCGUUUCUGGAGAAUCAUGGGAACGCGUCCGUAUAUGGUUGCGCGGUUUGAUCUGGCACACAUCAUGAAUGACAGCUACGGCACCCCUGGUGGCCCGAGGGAUCUUGUGCAGGAUAUGCUGGACCAUUAUUUGGACAUGUUGCGACUGAGCCGCUCAGACGGCCUGGGAGUGCGCGAGAUAAUUCCUGCACUAUACGUUCGACUCGGCAGAGACCAAGAUGCCUACGAUUUCCUUAGGUGGUAUGCGGACGUUAAUGAGAAUCCGGACUACGAUUGGGGCAACAUGAGUCUACCUUUUGUCGAUACCAAAAAUGCAGACGCACUUGAGGAACCUCUACAACGAGCGUGGACAGCCAAGUCGUAUCUUGAUUUGAGCCACGCUGUGACACUGCUGUUGGUCAAGGUGCGAAUCUUGCUCGACCUCCAGACCGUCCAAAACACCACCACUGCGCUUGGCGGCACGUUCCCACCCGAAAUUAUCGGACUCAUUGACGGGAAGCUUGUCCGCCGCGAUACCUUGUUACGGCAUCAAAGUCUGUUGAGCAGGCCGGAAAAGCUCGAGCCGCUGAUGAAGAAGAUCAAGAGCCAAAUCAGAGAGGUAUACAAGGCCGUUGGAGAAUACAACCCGCAUUUCUGGAACCUGAUGGUGAACAACCCGGACGCUUGUGUUUUGCAAAGGCCGCAGCUUGAUGGAUAUGCACAGCGAUCGGAAGAAGAGGCUUUGUUUAUCCUCGACUAUACUUUUGCUGCGUGGUAUGAGACGCCGGGAGCUGUCAAGAUGCUUCGAGACUUGGCCAAGAGCUAG